AUGUCAACACGAACUUUGUCAAACUCUUGUCGAUAUCUACAUGCUGACUUGAUUGUGAAUAUCUUACCUUCUUGUUCUACUCGUUCAAUGACUUCGCAAGGAUCUCUCAGCGAGCUAUUAUCAAAACCACGUCAUUGGAGUAAGCUAACUGAUAAGGGACGAGAAGCAUUUCGUCGGAUUUACGGCUGGAUAUCGGACGCUGAAGCUGUGGAUCUUUUGUGCUCACUGAGUCCACGACGUGUUUGGCCAAGUGAAGUUCGAAUUGAACACCCGACACCGGAAUCCUUAUGGGAGGGCAGCAGUGGUCCGUUACCACCUGAGGAAUCAGAUGAGAACACAUUUAAGCGCGCUGCUAGCGCUCCUUCAAAUGCUGGUUCUACAACACGAAAUAGUCGCUGGCGUCAUGAUGAUAUUCCUAAAGAGAAAAUAAUGAGCAUUUUCCAGUCUGAGCUGGCUAAACUUAGAGAACAGGUAGGAGUUGGACUUUUUUUAAAGAAGUUUUCUAAAGUUUAUAAUUCUUAUGAAAGAUGUUAUUGUUCGUUUUUCAUGAGUCUACUCUCGAGCGGGCUAUACGCACGUAUGCGUGUCGGACUGUCACCGAUCAGGCAGGAUCAGUUUGAAAUGUUUGGACACAUUGAUACUGAAGACGUCGUCAGACAGAUAAAGGAAUUCUUAUCGAUGAAUUCAAUUUCACAGCGUCAAUUUGGAGAACAUGUUCUUGGCUUGAGUCAGGGUUCUGUAUCGGAUCUACUGGCUCGCCCAAAACGGUGGAACAUGCUGACACAAAAAGGACGAGAACCGUUCAUUCGAAUGAAACUGUUCAUGCGUGAAGUAUCGCAAACAGCAAAUAGGGCUCGAUCGGAGACCACCGUCGAGAAGCGGAAGGACGAGCAGAUUCCAGGUAAUGAUUGCAAAGUAGUUAUAAUUUUUCUUUUUGGUGAAGCUGUAUUGGGAAUUUCUGCUGGAGGGUGCUCAGAAUUAUUUUUACGUCCGCGAAGAUGGUCAACGUUGUCUGUCCGAGGUAGAGAACCAUUUGAAAAAAUGAAGUCCUGGUUGGCUGAUAAAGAUGCUAUUCAGAGACUUUUGAUGAGAGAAAGGCGCACCGUCAUAACGGAACAACAAAAAGAAGCGCUACGAUUUGUUUUCCAACAUGAACACCAUCCCAAUAUUUAUCUCCAGCUUUCGCUCAAGUUAAACCUGAAUAUUCGGACUGUAAACAACUGGUUUCAUAACCAUCGUACGCGACAGAAAGCAAGUUUGAAAGAAGGAAGAGUGUAUCCACCCGCUGUGGGGAACAUUCCGGAGAGCAAAAAUUGGCAACAGGUACUACUUUUGCUAUCUGAACCACAACAAGCGGAUUCGUUGAUGUAUACGAACGAUGACCACACUAACAACAGUGUCUCUUCCACAUCACCCACAACAUCGUCCACAGCGUCGCCUUUGUUUUCCCAGCUGGAUCGUGCAGUUGCAAAAAUGCGAUUGUUAGCGGCUUCAAAGAGCUCGUGA
Messenger RNA from Angiostrongylus costaricensis, 1506 nucleotides. Lineage: Eukaryota; Metazoa; Nematoda; Chromadorea; Rhabditida; Metastrongylidae. The record is from the annotation of a GenBank genome assembly.